UAUAUGAAUGAGAUGGCCAAGGGUUCUAGAGAGAUUUUGAGGAAGGGAGGACUGGUAAUCCUCAGGAUUAUCAUGGAGAAGCUAAAAAGGAGUCUCUCUCUCCCACUAAUAAGAAGAUGGGAUGAUGAUUAUGAAGAAUUGGGUUCUUCCAUGGAGGUGCCACAAGAUGUGAAGGAAGGUCAGUUUGUGGUGUUUGCAGUGGAUGGUGGUGAGACAAAGAGGUUUGUUGUUGAUCUGGGUUACUUGACUCACCCAGAGUUCUUGAGGAUGUUGCAGCAAGCAGAGGAGGAAUUUGGGUUCGAACAACACGGCGCGAUCGCCGUCCCUUGCCGGCCUGAUGAUCUCCAAAGAAUUCUUGAAGACCAGAGAAAGGAUAGUGGUGGUGCUAGAGGGGAAGUAGUAGUUCCUUGACAGUUUCCAUUUUUACUUGUUUAUUUGUUCCUUGGACUCUGACCUGAAGAAGGGUUUAGAAUUCAAGUCUAUAUUUAAAUAUGAAGCAUGUAAUUGCUAAGAAUCAAGUGAAUUGUAUGUAGUAGUUUGGAAUUCAAUUCUAAAAUUUCAUGUAGUCUCCAAAAAUGAGACUUUAGGGGUCCUAAGGUACUGGGCUUGUGAAGAGGGAUUUCUUUUCCACACAAGGCAGAAAUUCAAUCUAGGAACAAUGUUUAUUGGGCCAUGACUUUCCAAAGGCCCAUACAAUAAUCAUAGUUUGAAAACUUCAAUUACAACUAGGUGUCUUCUUCUAUUGUUCUCCCCCUUUUUUCCCCCAACCAA
Molecule: messenger RNA, 771 nt
Organism: Macadamia integrifolia
Lineage: Eukaryota; Viridiplantae; Streptophyta; Magnoliopsida; Proteales; Proteaceae
Product: auxin-induced protein X10A-like
Exons: 1
Coding region: 4-411 (135 amino acids)
Biological process (GO): response to auxin
Source: RefSeq, a predicted model, not a curated record